CUGGUGCUUUUGAUAUUACAAAAGUUCGGAAGGAUAUGAUUGCCUUUGAUGAACAGGUUUUGACCAUCAAAAGGUUGAUAGAUGCUGGCAAAAUAAGAUAUUGGGGUGUUUGUAAUGAAACAACAUAUGGUAUAUGUCGUUUGGUGGAAGCUUGUGACCGUCUUGGUGUACCGAGACCCGUGAGUGUUCAAAACUCUUAUAGUCUAGUCAAUCGUCGCUUUGAAGCAGACUUAAUAGAAGCUUGUUAUUAUUAUAACAUUCAUUUGUUACCUUGGAGUCCUUUAUCGAGAGGUGCUUUAACUGGUAAAUAUUUGGAAAAUUCUCAACCUGAAGGGGCAAGACAUACUUUAUUUCCGGAUCAUAUGUCUCAAUACUUUAGUGAUCGAGUAAUGGAAGCUACCAAAACCUAUUCGGAGAUUGCAAAACGGCAUCAAAUGAAAGUAUCGCAUUUGGCAUUGUCAUUUUGUAAAAGUCGUUGGUUUAUUGGUGCAACUAUUGUUGGUUCAACGAAGAUACCGCAAUUGCAAGAUAAUCUGGAUGCUUUUGAUAUCGAGUUGAACGAGAAUAUCAUCAAGGAAAUCAAUGAUGCCUAUUUGAAACACGGAGAUGCUGCACAACCCUUUUAUAUAGAAUAAGUUUGUCCCCUGAGAAGAAUAGAAUAGUAUGUUUUGUUUUGUGAUC
Molecule: messenger RNA, 681 nt
Organism: Galdieria sulphuraria
Lineage: Eukaryota; Rhodophyta; Bangiophyceae; Galdieriales; Galdieriaceae
Product: aldo/keto reductase
Exons: 3
Coding region: 36-635 (199 amino acids)
Source: RefSeq, a predicted model, not a curated record